AUGACAGAGAGUAAUUCAAAUGUGCUUCUCUCUCAGACGGUAGAUAUGCACCGUGAGAAGGUGGCUCGGAGAGAGAUCGGUGUGUUCACCACCGUGAAGAAGGUGCCGCGUAGCCAGAAGAUCAUCUCCCCCGCCCCCCAGGAUGCCCAGCCAAAGUACUCACGCACACCCAUCACCUACUCUGCCCUGGAUUCAGUGGGACAUGGCAUGAAGGACUCUGGGAAGCAGCUGGGAAAGACAGGCACCAUGAUCCGCAAACAGAGCAGCCGGGAUGCCGGGGGCACUCUGGGCCGGAACAGCCGUGCCCCCGAGCCCGUGCAGUGCCCCGUGGCCCCAGCGAUGUCCAGGGGACCAUCCCUCUCCUCCCUCAAUGAGCGCUCCGUUGGGUCCAGCUUCGGAGUUGCAGUGCCCCCACCUGUGAUUCCCAACGUCACCGCUACUCCCAUGGAGGACAAUUCACUCCCUCCCCCUUUCCUGGCUGAGCCCAGCGUGCCUUAUCCGCCACCUCCUCCAUCCUCAAGCAACUCCCUAGAUGUGCCUCCCCCACCACCUCCGCCACCCCCCCCACUAGAGACCGUGGCUGAAGAAAACUCCUUCCCUAUGAUACCAGACCAGCCUUUGCCCCCCCCUGCUGUUGAUGUCCUCGAUUUUCCGGGCCCACCUCCUGUACCGAAUGAUUUCAGCUCAGUUCCUCGCUCCAAGCGCUCUCGGGGACAGCGCUACCCGCCCAGCUCACGCUCAGGGUCGCUCCGGGGCCGCCUGACCCCCUCCGUGCGCUCGCUGCACACUCUGUCUCUCACUCUCCCCUCUUCUCGCCCACUCAUCAUCCCCCCGCCCCCCCCAUACCCUCCUCCUCUAGCCCCCCUGGCCUUGUUGAGCCCUUUGUACAGCCUGACCUCUCGCUUACAGCAUCUGGACCUAGAGUUCCAGAUUCCACCCCCUCCCCCUGAUACCACAGAGGAAUAUGGUGAUAUACCACCCCUCCCUCCUCCUAUUGAUUAUGACCAGUGUGCACCCGCCAAUUACCUGGAGAAAGUGGUGGCUUUGUACAGCUACAGCUCAGACAAGCUUGGCGACUUGACCUUCCAAGAAGGUGACAUCAUCUACCUAACGAAGAGGAAUGAGGACGGCUGGUGUGAGGGAGUCCUGAACGGUGUGGAGGGCUACUUCCCAGGCAACUAUGUGGAGCCCACCAGCUAACAAGCUCUUCCUAUACCAGUGUUUGUACUACAGUGGGUCUACUGGGAGAACGAGCUGUUGAACACUGGCUCCAUGGGCAUUACUUACUGUCCAUUUUGAUUUAUGUUUUUAUUGUACUUUCACACUGUUGCUUGAAUACAAGUCAAGGCAAAAGCUGAUGGGUUGCCCCAAGCAUAGCUGUUGUAGGAAUUCUGCAGUCAGACUGUUUCUGGGAUUAUUGAGAGGGUGUCGUAAAUCUGUUCAGUUUGUUAGCAUAAAUAGCUUCUGCAAUGGAAUUGAACUACAACACACGAAGUCUGCACUCGCAGAUUUCUCGCUCAGUUUCCAAAGUCUUGUUUAUCCUCAUGAAUCCUCUCCAGGAUUUUCCAUUGCUGUGUGCUGAACUGCCGUCAGACUGAAGAUUAAUAUCCUGCAUAAAGAUUAGUAACUUAGUUUGGGGUUUGGGUGGGAAAAAAAAGUAUUUUUUUAUCUUUUUGUUAUCAUUUAAAUUAUGUGUUCUCAGGUAGUGCAAAAUACAAGUGAAAACGAGGCAGCAUAUUGUACAGGUAACUUUACUCUAACAUAUAUACAAUGUUUAAUGAAUUAGGUCUAAAAUGUUCUUCCUGAGUACAUGCAUUUAAUUUUAAAAUUUGCAAAAUUUUCUAUUUUAAUAUAAUUGUGCCAAAUGUCAUACUAUAAGCAUCUAAAAAGCCUAAAAUAAAGUAAUAUAUAAAUUUACAGAACAUUAUGUAGAACAUUGUGCAAUUAUUUAAAAUGACAUAUACAUGUAGUUUUUAUGUUUUCACAAAUAUAGCAUUUUACUAAUGUGAUCAUUAAAAGGAAAAGGGAAAUACUGAACAUGUGUUAAAAAUAUUAUUUUGACAACAAAAUUAAAUAUAACAAUAUUUGCUC
Paramormyrops kingsleyae is the source of this 2091-nucleotide messenger RNA. NCBI's taxonomy places the organism in Eukaryota, Metazoa, Chordata, Actinopteri, Osteoglossiformes, Mormyridae. The record is from RefSeq and is a predicted model, not a curated record.